Clunio marinus is the source of this 255-nucleotide messenger RNA. The record is from the annotation of a GenBank genome assembly. Lineage: Eukaryota; Metazoa; Arthropoda; Insecta; Diptera; Chironomidae.
AUGACUUUGAAUCUGGCAGAAUGGAAAAAAGAAGAAAAACAAAUAAAAUCCAACGUAAGACAAGCAAGCGGAGAACUUGUGCAAUGCAAUUUUGAUGAGGUUUUAAAGUUUGCUGCAAGACUAUCGAUAAGUGCAUGUUGUCGACUUAACCCAUUAGAUGUUUUACACCUGUCAAAUCAUUUAAACCUGUUCAUGCCUUUUUGUUUUUACAAGAAUGUUCAAGAAGCAAAAUUUUCAAAUGAAUGCGCAAUAUAA